AAGCUUGAAAUCAGUAAUUGUGACAAGUUAAUAGAGAUUCACCCAUCACUUGGAAAUCAUACGAGUCUUGGAUACGUAAGUGUUAGAUCUUGUAAGAAGCUUAGAACGUUCCCAAUAAUUGUUCAGACGAAAAAUCUCAAGACCCUCGAAAUAGAAAAUUGCAAUUCAAUUCUUGAGUUGCCAAAGAUCCAAUCAAACAUGGAAAGCUUGGUAAGUUUGUCUAUGAAUAGGAUUAGGAAAAGAGUUGUUCCGUCUUCCGUUGGAGAACGUUAUACACAACAUGAGACGGUGUCCCAUCAGUGUACACGAAAGAUGAAUCUGAGUAGCUUGCAAAAGUUGGAACUCAGUGGCUGGGGUUUGAAAGAUGGAGAAAUUCCAUUUGAUAUUGGUGAGUUAUCCAACUUAGAAGAGCUCAAUCUUAGUCGCAAUGAUUUUUCACUAUUAGGUUUCAGCUUGUCCCAUCUUACUCGGCUAAAAACCCUCAUCCUAUCAGAAUGCAAAAGGCUUGUCGAAUUGCCUGAGCUCCCAUCAAGCAUAGCUGUUCUGGAAGCAGACUUUUGCGACUCACUUACAACCAUCGGAAAAAAUUAUCACACAAAUUUUAAAUACUUAUGUGAAGUUUCAAUUCUGAGAAAUUCGCGCGGAAUUGUAGAUGAUGCGGGCAAAUUAGUAGAAUCCAUGCUCCAGGGAAUGGGCAUUGAGAUUCCAGUAAGGAAUAAACAUAUGGUGCAACUUCCAGAGAACUGGUGCAAUGACUUUUAUGGCUUGGUAAUGUGUGUUUUCACAAAAUAUUCAACCCCAUUGAGCUAUACGAUAAUAAUGGAGAAGAUGAUCAAUUAUGACAAUUUAUCGGAGCCGGAUUGGCGUCGACAAUAUGUAGUGUCUUCCGGGAAGAGCAUUGGUGGUGAAAGAACAUGGGUGGGGUUUGUUUCAUUUGCUGCACUAAGACACACUUCUUGGUGGCAAGAAACACCCAACACUCUUUUCGUUUCAUUUGAAACUAAGUUACCAGAUGAAGGAUUUGGAAUUGCACUCGUUCCCAAGAAAAGUGGAAUUGCUCCAACGGAAACAUCAACAGAUUUUCUUGCAUUCCCUCACUUAAACAUUGUAGGCGACUCAACCUCUACAUUAAAGAUUUUGAUCAGCUUCAACUCCAAUGAUAAGUCAGGUUUCUAUGUUUCAGAUACAAUCAUCAAACGAAACCAACUUCUAUUUAGUGAUUGAGUCAUAAAUUCUUAUGAAUUGUAUUUUUUUUAACUUCAUGUACCCGUCAUGAUAAACACGACGUAACUUAAGUGGCUAACUUGUUGAUUGUUGUGGUUUAUAUAUGUACGUUUGAUUGAAAAACUAAUGGUGGAUGAUACUUUAAGUUGGUUGUUUUGGUGCAUCAUAUU
This is a messenger RNA of Erigeron canadensis, 1394 nucleotides long. RefSeq lists its product as uncharacterized. The transcript is spliced from 2 exons. The record is from RefSeq and is a predicted model, not a curated record. Bases 199 to 1224 code for a protein of 341 amino acids. NCBI's taxonomy places the organism in Eukaryota, Viridiplantae, Streptophyta, Magnoliopsida, Asterales, Asteraceae.